GAGGAGCCGUCGCAGCUGAUUAUCUCUAUCAUGGGACACCGAGAUCCAUUCUUAGUUCGAGGUAGAGAUGUAGAUGAAAGAAAGGCCCUGCAGAUUUUUCUGAGCAGUCCCUGCAUUUCCCUUGUCCAACUUACAUAGAGCAGGUCCUUCUCUCCCCUACCGCCCAAUGUCUUCCAAAUCCGAGCUUGACCCUCUGCUACCCCAGAACGAACCGGCGCCCGAGAUACAAGGCUAUGGCUUCUCCAAAUACAGGGGCUACGAAGGCAUACAACCUGCAGCAGACUAUAAGGAGUCUCCCAGGCAAUGGAAUGAAGGGAUCCAGCCCGAGGAGGGGUACGGAGAUGGCGCAGAAGAGGACGACGCCCGGUCCCUGUCGUUUGAAUCCACCAAAUCCGCCUUGAACAAGAUUGCGUCCAUUUUCUUCGUCGUCGUCUUUUUCGGCCUCGUGAUCGCCUUCCUGAGUCCCGACGUGGGUGGCAGCGACCCCAUUCCUACCCCGAGACCCGUGCCCGUCCCGAAACCCGGCCAAACGAUCGAGGAGCGAGCGCUGGCCAUCCUCCACCACACGCCCUUGAUCGACGGCCACAACGACCUGGCGAUCUUCAUCCGCGGCGCGUACAAGAACAAACUGCACACCAAGGAGUUUCGGGACAAGUUUGAGAAUGGAGAUAUGGAGCUGAACGUCGAUUUGCCCCGGCUGCGGAAAGGGCGAGUGGGCGGCGCGUUUUGGAGCGCCUUCGUGGUGUGUCCCGAGAAUGCCAGCGAGGACUUUUCGGACGAGCAGUACGCCACGGCCGUGUCGCACACAUUAUCCCAGAUCGACUUGAUCCGUCGCUUGCAGGGGGAGUAUACCGGCAACUUCACAUCCGCGACUUCGCCGCUCGAGGUGGCGUUGUCGAAUUUCCACAGCUCGCGGCGUCUGAUCUCGCCGAUCAGUAUCGAAGGCCUGCACCAGAUCCCGCAGUCUGCGCCCUUGUCCACACUGCGGCUGUACCAUGCGUUGGGCGUGCGCGCAGCGACACUGACCUGGAAUUGUCACAAUGCGUUUGCCGACGCUGCCUUGAUUUCAUCGCGGAAUGGCACCGUAGUGGCUCCUUACCAUCGCGGCGGGUUGACCUCGGCUGGUCGCGACGUGAUCCGCGAGAUGAACCGACUUGGGAUGCUCGUCGACAUCUCGCAUACCUCGUACUGGACCCAGAAAGCCGUGUUGAGCAACAAGACCUCGGCGGCGCCCGUCAUAUACUCCCACUCCUCGGCAUUUGCGUUAUGUCCACACCCUAGAAAUGUCCACGACGAUAUUCUGGACCUGGUCAAGGAGACGAAAUCCUUGGUGAUGAUCAAUUUUAGUCCCGGGUUCAUCUCAUGCUUGCCUCCCGCAAGCGAGAGCGUGUUGCCGGAGUUUUACGAGAAGAACAACACCCUGCAUCAGGUGGCGAGACACGUCAUGUAUGUGGGCGAGAAGAUUGGAUAUGAUUAUGUCGGUUUGGGCAGUGACUUUGACGGGAUGGGUGAGCUGACCCCCAAGGGGUUGGAAGGGGUGGAUAAAUAUCCUGAUCUGAUUGCGGAGCUGUUGAGGCUGGGCGUCAGUGAUUCAGAUGCCGCGAAGGCAGCUGGAGGGAACCUCAUUAGGGUGUGGAAGACUGUCGAGGCCGUUGCAAAGAGACUGCAACGGCAAACUCUGGAGGGCGAGGACGAAGUGAGCGGGUGGUAGCCUUGCUCAGCUCAUUCAGUGCCAGGCUGGGGUGCUGUCGUCAGGCUGACGAGAAUAGAGAAUGGGAAAUGUCACGCUUAUGAGAUCAGGCCCUAGGCGCACAACUGAGAUGGCCACAGAGAACCCAUGAACGAUAAUCCAGACCAAAGAAUGCACUAAAAAUCACGUAGGGGGGUGUGGCCGCUUUGAACCCUGCAACUAGGCCGCGAGUCAAAAAAAGGAAGAUAGACUCUCUGGCGAGGAAUUGCUAUACAGAUAAUCAGCUCUCAUCUUCGCGUGAAUUGAUAUUUUGCAACAG
Molecule: messenger RNA, 2009 nt
Organism: Cladophialophora immunda
Lineage: Eukaryota; Fungi; Ascomycota; Eurotiomycetes; Chaetothyriales; Herpotrichiellaceae
Exons: 1
Coding region: 167-1711 (514 amino acids)
Biological process (GO): proteolysis
Molecular function (GO): metallodipeptidase activity
Source: RefSeq, a predicted model, not a curated record